Messenger RNA from Hemicordylus capensis (graceful crag lizard), 7963 nucleotides. RefSeq names its product glutamate ionotropic receptor delta type subunit 1 (gene GRID1). NCBI's taxonomy places the organism in Eukaryota, Metazoa, Chordata, Lepidosauria, Squamata, Cordylidae. Bases 543 to 3764 code for a protein of 1073 amino acids. Gene Ontology annotation, cellular component: postsynaptic membrane; plasma membrane. Gene Ontology annotation, molecular function: transmitter-gated monoatomic ion channel activity involved in regulation of postsynaptic membrane potential; glutamate-gated receptor activity. The transcript has 19 exons. Gene Ontology annotation, biological process: modulation of chemical synaptic transmission; synaptic transmission, glutamatergic; monoatomic ion transport. The record is from RefSeq and is a predicted model, not a curated record.
GGAGGCUCGGGUUGGAGGGGGGCCUCCGCAGUUUGCUGUUUGCUGGAGCUCAGAGAGGCGCGCACACACUCACAGGCGCGCGCGCACAUACGCGCACACACACACACACACGGAGUGUUCAAGAGCUACUGCUGAAGUCUAGGGCUCGCUGCCUUCUGCUGCUGCCGCUGCUGCCAUCGCUGUCGCCUCCUACCAAGCCGGGAUCUAUCCAUUCUCGACAUACACAUUUUGAAACCUCAGCCUGAUUUUGCAGUCGCUCCAUUGCCGGCUGGUGGUUGGGAUUUUUAUUUUUUUUUAAUCUUCUCUCUUUCCUGCUCUCUUCUCAAAGCCCAAGCUUGGAAUUACUUAAGGCUUGGAGAGGUUGGGUAUUUUUAUUUUAUUUUAUUUUAUUUUUAAAAAACCAAUCAUUAUUCUUUCUUCUUUUUAAAAAGAACAUCUGGGUCUCUUUUCUCGCUCCCCGCCAAUCCCGCCGUCUCCCUUCCCUCCGUCUCUGUGGCUUUCCACCCUAAAUCCGGGCUGAUGUGCUGUACGAGAGGUUGGAAAUGGAAGUAUUGAUGCUUUGGUUUUUCCCGUGGAUAUUUCAGUGCGUUUCGGUGCGAGCGGACUCCAUCAUCCACAUUGGUGCCAUAUUUGAAGGCAACUCGGCCAAGGACGACGAAAUUUUCAAGCAGGCGGUGGCGGAUCUGAGUCUCAACGAUGAUAUCUUACAGAGCGAGAAAAUCACUUAUACCAUCAAGCUCAUAGAAGCCAAUAACCCCUUCCACGCAGUCCAGGAAGCCUGUGACCUGAUGACCCUGGGGAUAUUAGCCUUAGUGACUUCCACUGGUUGUGCCUCUGCCAAUGCCCUGCAGUCCUUGACAGAUGCCAUGCACAUCCCUCACCUCUUUGUACAGCGCAACACAGGAGGCUCUCCACGGACCGCUUGCCACCUAAACCCAAGCCUUGAGGAAGAGGAAUACACACUGGCCGCCAGACCACCUGUUCGCCUCAAUGAUGUUAUGCUGAAGUUAGUCACCGAACUGCGAUGGCAGAAAUUUAUUGUAUUCUACGACAGCGAUUAUGAUAUUCGUGGUCUGCAAGGAUUUUUGGACCAGGCUUCAAAGCUAGGACUUGAUGUAUCUUUACAAAAAGUAGACAGAAACAUCAGCAGGGUUUUUGCCAGCCUUUUUACUACCAUGAAAACAGAAGAGUUGAAUCGCUACCGAGAUACCUUACGAAGAGCGAUCUUACUUCUGAGUCCAAGGGGAGCACAGACUUUCAUUAAUGAGGCUGUGGAAACCAACCUGGCUUCAAAGGAUAGUCACUGGGUCUAUGUAAAUGAGGAAAUAAGUGAUAAUGAAAUAUUGGAACUGGUGCACAGUGCUCUUGGGAGGAUGACAGUCAUAAGGCAGAUCUUCCCUCUGUCAAGAGAGAACAAUCAAAGGUGCAUGAGGAACAACCACCGAAUAUCUUCACUCCUCUGUGAUCCACAAGAAGGUUAUAUUCAAAUGCUUCAGGUAUCCAACCUCUAUCUCUAUGACAGUGUGCUCAUGUUGGCCAAUGCCUUCCACAGAAAGCUAGAGGACAGAAAAUGGCACAGUAUGGCCAGCUUGAACUGCAUGAGGAAAUCUACCAAGCCUUGGAAUGGAGGUCGAUCCAUGCUGGAGACUAUUAAGAAGGGCCAUAUCACUGGACUCACAGGUGCUAUGGAGUUCAGAGAAGAUGGUGCCAAUCCCUAUGUCCAAUUUGAAAUACUUGGAACCAGCUACAGUGAAACCUUUGGAAAAGAUGUGCGGAGGUUAGCAACAUGGGACUCUGAGAAGGGAAUGAACGGCAGCCUGCAGGAACGACGCCUGGGCAGCGACUUACAAGGAUUAACACUGAAAGUGGUGACUGUCUUGGAAGAACCUUUUGUUAUGGUGGCUGAGAAUAUACUAGGGCAACCCAAGCGCUAUAAAGGCUUUUCCAUCGACGUCCUUGAUGCACUUUCGAAGAAUCUGGGCUUCAAGUAUGAGAUUUAUCAGUCUCCGGAUGGCAAGUAUGGGCAACAGCUACACAACAGCUCCUGGAAUGGCAUGAUUGGAGAACUGAUUAACAAGAGAGCUGACUUGGCAAUCUCCGCCAUCACUAUAACACCGGAGCGGGAGAGUGUUGUGGAUUUCAGCAAACGCUAUAUGGAUUAUUCUGUAGGAAUCCUAAUCAAGAAACCCGAAGAGAAGAUCAACAUCUUUUCUCUCUUUGCCCCCUUUGAUUUUGCGGUGUGGGCUUGCAUUGCUGCUGCCAUCCCUGUUGUGGGCGUCCUGAUUUUUGUGCUGAAUCGGAUCCAGGCAGUAAGAGCCCAGAAUUCUUCCCAGCAUGGUACCUCCACUUCCUCCACGCUCCACAGUGCCAUUUGGAUUGUGUAUGGGGCCUUUGUUCAGCAAGGGGGUGAAUCUACAGUCAAUUCCAUGGCAAUGCGUAUUGUAAUGGGAAGCUGGUGGCUCUUCACCCUUAUUGUAUGCUCAUCAUACACAGCAAACUUAGCAGCAUUUCUCACAGUAAAUAGGAUGGACAAUCCCAUAAGAACAUUUCAGGAUCUUUCCAAGCAAAUGGAGGUGUCUUAUGGUACUGUCAGGGAUUCUGCAGUGUAUGAAUACUUUAAAGCAAAAGGGACAAACCCUUUAGAGCAAGACAGCACCUUUGCUGAGCUAUGGAAGACAAUCAGUAAGAAUAAUGGAGCUGACAACUGCGUAGCAAACCCUUCUGAAGGCAUCAGGAAGGCAAAGAAAGGCAACUAUGCAUUCUUGUGGGAUGUUGCAGUAGUGGAAUAUGCAGCACUGACAGAUGACGAGUGUUCUGUGACAGUCAUUGGAAACAGCAUCAGUAGCAAAGGAUAUGGGAUAGCACUUCAGCAUGGCAGUCCCUACAGGGAUCUCUUCUCUCAAAGGAUCUUAGAACUUCAAGAAGCUGGCUACUUGGAUGUAUUCAAAGAGAAAUGGUGGCCACGGAUGGGACGCUGUGAUCUAAACAGCCACACCAAUGCGCAGACAGAUGGGAAAGCCUUGAAGCUUCACAGUUUUGCAGGGGUCUUCUGCAUUUUGGCAGUGGGCCUGCUCCUAGCCUGCUUGGUGGCAGCCCUGGAGUUGUGGUGGAGCAGCAACCGUUGUCAUCAAGAGACACCAAAAGAGAUACAGCCUGGGCAGCAGCAGCACUGCAAACAUUCCCACAUUGCCCCACCAUUGUGCCUCAACCUUGCCAUGGAGAGACCAUCUUUAGGGCCCAGUCCUAUGACUGUUUCCUCAGAAGUAAGGCCCAGGGACUUCAGUGGGACUUACUCCAAGAUUGCCAAUGAGGUGAGGCUGGGUCUCAGAACCAUGGAUAAAGAAGUUAACUUGGAACAGGUCCACAGGCGUAUGAACAGUUUAAUUGAUGAAGACCUGGCUCACAAGCAACUCUCCCCAGCAUCUAUUGAAAUAUCCGCUUUAGAGAUCGGUGGUAUGCAGCCCAGCCAAACUCUAGAGCCUGUCCGUGAAUACCAGAAUACACAACUUUCUGUCACCACCUUUUUACAAGAACAGGCAACUCAUGGGGCCAGCAGGACACUCACAGGUGCCUCUGGUAGCAACCUGCCACUGCCUCUUAGCAGCUCAGCAACCAUGCCCUCUAUACAGUGUAAACACAGGUCACCAAAUGGAGGACUAUUUCGUCAAAGCCCUGUGAAAACACCCAUCCCAAUGUCAUUUCAGUCCGUGCCAGGGGGAGUCAUUCCAGAAGGCAUGGAACCAUCCCAUGGAACAUCCAUAUAAUGAAAACAACCAGCAAAGAUUUUUAUUACAAUGGGGGGGAAAACAAAAAAACAAAAACUCUUACUUUUUCUUGUACAUAUCUGUAAAUAAUGAAAGAAUGAAGUGGGGUUAAAAAGUGUAUUUUGAAUAUUCCCAAUUUUCAAAGUCAGUAAAAAACAAACAAACAAAAAAUACAAAAAAAGAAAAAAUGUAUGAAUGACUUUGUAAAUUUUGUUCUCUAUGAAUAAAAAAGGCAAACUACUUGUGACCAUUCUCAAGUGCCAAAGAAGACCUGUUACUGGGACUGAGGGCAGUAAAAAAAUUACUCUGGAUUUUAACUGGUACUCCUUUGUUCUUGGUUCUUGUUCUAAUUCUUUCCUUUGAAAGCAGAGAAAAAUUUCAAUUUCUUGUGGUAAAAAGAAAUGAAAAUACUCCAUUCUGUGCACUUCUUUUGCCCCUGGAUUCUGCUACUGAAGAGAGUUGAAGAGUACAGCUCUCCCAGAAAAUUUAUCCAUACCUGCAAAAUGAUGACAAAAACCCGAAAUGCAAUCAAAGAUACAGAACUCCUUCCUCACUUCAGGGAUGAAACAUCCACCUGUUAUUGCAGUGGUUUGCUGCAUUGUGCCAUACAUGCAGCUCUUAAAAGUUAUUUGCUACAUUUUCCUCUUAUAUGUCCAAGCCACUAUCCAACUGUGUGAUUGCCCAAGUGCUGGGGUACUGUGUGGCUUCCAAUUUGAAAGGAAGCAAUUGUGCCAACUGGGCAUUUGGUGGGUUGAGAGGGAGGAACAAAUUCAGCAUUCUGUUCCACAAAUAGCCAAUUAGCACUACCCCCCAUUUUCUCACUGGACUCCAUGUAUUUGUCCCUUGCAGCUGGAGAUGAGGAAGAGGAGGACCACAUACUGAACAUCUGUUUGCAUUUAUGGCUCCUCAUCCAGCUAGGUAUAUAACCCAUGGAAGUCUUCUGAAUCAGGAUGAUGCAUAUGUUGGAGAUUCCAUAAGAGUCUGCAAGUUGUGAGAACAUUGUUAUGCAAAACUUGAAGCUGUGUGUGUUAUUAGCCCUGUUCUCAUUACAUAUUCAGGGUGGGUGAGUGAGUGAGUGAGUAGGACUACAGUGGCAAGCUUCAUUCCCCAUCUGCUCGUGUAUACUUGAAUGCUUGCAUGCUGUGUUCAUGCUGUAGCAGAUUACUCAGUCUUAGUCUCAGAACAAGCACACGUGAGGGGAAGCAAAAUGCUGAAUCAUCCCCUCCAUGCUUUCCGAACAAAGGCUUCUCCCUCCAAAUUUUCCUUUAUUUCCAGUAGUUGACAUAGCCUCCACCGCCUGAAUUAUCAACAGAGUUUGAUAACCCUGGGCUUGGGUGGAAUUCCCAGGGAAAUCUCUCCUCUGCUAUUGGAAAAGUACAAAAGUCUUCCACGUGCAAGCUUACACGUGGUGAGAAAACUGGUAGGUUGGCCAGAGACAAAAACCCCUUUCAGCCUCCCUUUCCUGAGUUAAAAAUCCACUCAAAGAGGCUUGUUAAAUUGCAAAGAAUAAAAAUAAAAAUACAGCAUUAUUCAAAUGCUACAGACUGCUUCAGCCUGAGGCUUUCCCAGCCUUUUGGUUACAGGUAAAAGAAAUACUUAAUAGGUUACAAGAAUACUUCAAAAAGCACCCCCAGUUGAUAUUGGGGUGGCACACUUUAAAAAUCAUGUCUACGCAUUUGUCAAGACCUGGGGAUGCAGGAAAACACCAAAGUACCUUUUAAAAGCUUAUAGUCUUAUAGCCCUGGGUGGAUGGGCGCAGACUAUUGUUUCUUAGCUGAGUUACAUUACAGAUACACAGUCCUAGACCAGUCACAAGAAUAUACAGAGCACACGAAAGGAAAAUAAAAGUCUAACACAAACUGACUAACAGACUAUUCCCUAGGCUAAACUUCAGAAGCCCUGGCUUCCUUCCCCCUUGAACUCACCCCAAACUCUGAGAGAGAAUCCAAGCCCCUGCAGUCCUAUCUUAUAAGAACUGCUGUCCUCCUUUCUACAGCCAUUUCCAUGGCCACACAUCCUGCUGCAAGCCCAGCCCUCUUUCUUUCUAACAAAGAGAGCCUUCUCUUCCUCCCAACUCCUGUCUAGGUCCCACCCACCUGGUGUGCUGAUUGGCUGUUCCCUGGAGGUCACCAGCCUGUCAGUCAGGACAGGGGUCACUUCUGGUUCACCCUUUAGGGGAAAGGAGGGGCUGGUCAAAGGCUGAUCAUUACACAUGCCUAGGGCUCUCUCCACACAAGCUAACCUUUGGAAAAUCAAGCUUCCCAAUAGCAGAAAGAGACAUUCAAGAGAGGGCAUGCAUUCAUUCACCCUGGACAUAUCAUGAGGAUAGGGCUUUUGUUACACAUGAAGUUGGGUUCUUAAUGGAAUCAAAUCCAACAAAAUCCUUUGUUUCACAUAAAGAAAUUCCAGCUUAAUGGAAUCAAAUACCUGCUCUUUAACAUAUAGAAAAAUGAGGCUGUAGCUUGGUGGCAAAAUCCACGCUUUUCAUGCAGAAGCUUCCAGGUUUAAACCCAGGAAUCUCUAGGUAGGUCUGGGAAAGCCCUGGGAAAGCUGCUGUCAGUCAGAGAGUAUAGUGUGGUCUGACUCAACUUUCUAUGUUCAGGAUGUAAUCAGUGAUCACACUUCAGUGCGUGUUUAGAAUCAUAUGGCACCUUUGUUUCUUAACUGUUUUGGGAACUACUCUAAAGUAGCCACAACAUGCUGUAUUGAAGGCCUCAUUUUGAAUGGCAUGGUUAAAUUGAUAACUAGGAAGCACAGCUUUUAUGUUAUGCUCCUUUUUCUAUUUUUCUCUGUGGACUGGAGUAGAUAUGAAGCUCAACAUGGCAGCUGGUAAUCCCGUGCUAAAUUGUUGUUAUUCCCUCUCACAUUCUCAGGCAGACCUCCCCAAGCUGGGGUGUCAUCGUAUAGGGUCUUUGCCUGUCCCCAGUUCUGGUGGGGUCAAGAAACAUGAUGCAAUUGCCUGGUGAUUCUGCCUAGUGAUUAGAAGGAGAAUUGAAAUAACUCAGCAUGGGAUAGCUGGUUUCAGUGGCAGCUCUCCCUCAUCACCACCCCACUCUGUGGGUUAGUUAAAGAUUAAAGACUCCAUCACUGAUUCAGAGUCCCCUGUGCCAGCUGAUCUGGACAUGGAGCUCCAGCAUGAGAAGACUCCCCCAAUGCUGCACCUGGUUUCUUUGUUUCUACUCUUAAGGUCCAGAUUACACAAACUGAAGAUCAUAAUGGAAUACCAUUUGUAUGUAGUACCACCUUAAAUUGCAGGUAGGGGAUAGUAUGACUGAAUGCUCUCUUAGCCAAAGCAACCUCCCUGUACAUUGAAAACUAGAUGUUUGGCAGAACGGUACUAAUCCAGACUUUACCCUGAUGUGCUUUCUUAAUACAGUUUAACUCAUGUGGCGAGCUAUAUGUUUAGAUGGGCCUUAAGUAACUGAGCUUGUAAUCUUCAAUAUUUGUACUGGGCUAGCUAUCUCCAGUUGUGGUGUAACAUAGUUGGCUCAAAUCCACAGAACCCUGUGCAUGAAUCCCAAACCUCCUGCACAUGUCAGAUUCUUGUUUUUUAACUGCUUCUGCUGCAAUCAGUGGAGGCUCUUCUGGGAGCUCUCUUGACUUUUCAGAAUGGAUUUGGGAUUGGCACAUGGGGUUUCAGAAAGGAAUGUUCAAAAGCCCCCGAGUGUGGGCAGAAGCUGCAUCCAUGGCUCUUUGGAUCCCCUCACCCCCCCCCCCCAUGACCCUCAUGUGCUGCAGUUAUUUUGUCUUCACCCUCUUUGUUUGCAGAUAUAGCAAUUCAUAGAACUCAGCCUUUAUUGCCUUCAGUGGGAAAAUUAUCUGCAACAUUAGAUAUGAGCAUAAAAUAUGUCAAACAUCAUGUUCAGUCCAAAUGACACUUCAAAGAACUGGAAUGUUAUUUGCCCUGUUUUCAUUGCUACUCAGAAAACUUCAGGUCUGUGAAUCUGAAUCCUGUAAAAAUAACUCUCAGUUCAUUUGCUCUUUCCAUAGAUAGCGGGAUAUGUUUCCUAGCAAAGCAUUGCUGGGUGGAAAAUGCAAGAGAGUGUGUGACAGUGCAGCAAAAUCAUUAUCUAUGUUAACGGAGGAGGGGGAAAGUAAUGAUCAAAAGCAGAAAUGCUUACUAGAUCCCUUAAAAGAAUUAGUCAGCAUAUUAGGUUGUAUUUUUUGGAGAAAUAAAGGUUUCCAUGUGUUGCCUCUUA